Molecule: messenger RNA, 498 nt
Organism: Clavispora lusitaniae ATCC 42720
Lineage: Eukaryota; Fungi; Ascomycota; Pichiomycetes; Serinales; Metschnikowiaceae
Product: glutamyl-tRNA(Gln) amidotransferase subunit F
Biological process (GO): glutaminyl-tRNAGln biosynthesis via transamidation
Cellular component (GO): glutamyl-tRNA(Gln) amidotransferase complex; mitochondrion
Molecular function (GO): glutaminyl-tRNA synthase (glutamine-hydrolyzing) activity
Source: RefSeq, a predicted model, not a curated record
AUGUUUCUCCGGCAGUUCUCUACAUCGCCUGCCUUAUUGAAAGGGAAAGUCUUGCCUGAAUUGAAAAAUGCACAAGAAAUAUCCCAGUUCCUCCGGAAACUGACAUGGAAUGUGCAUGACUUAAUUCCAUCUAAAGAGCACAUCACCAACGAAGUUGAUUCGCGUGUUGUGAGAAAGAUGCUCCGGCUUUCAGGCUUAGAUGAGAACCUACCGGAGCCAGAACUCAACCGGUGGGCGGAAAUGCUAAACACACACGUUGCCUUUAUCAACCACGUGAGCGAUUUGCACAGUAGCACUAAAGGCGAAAUAGGCUCUUCAGUGUUCCGGCUCUUGGCUUCAGAUCACAAGCCUGAAUCACCAUUGACACUCAAGGAGUUGCUUCGGCAAGUGGACGAGAUUUCCGAUCAUGUGAGUGACCAAAGGGGAGAACGUGGAUUUGACACAAGCGAGCUUCGAACGAGAAUAAAUAGAGCGAAGUCAACAGCAGAGAAAGAGUAA